Ictalurus furcatus (blue catfish) is the source of this 1171-nucleotide messenger RNA. RefSeq names its product zinc finger protein 341-like. The record is from RefSeq and is a predicted model, not a curated record. Bases 216 to 848 code for a protein of 210 amino acids. Lineage: Eukaryota; Metazoa; Chordata; Actinopteri; Siluriformes; Ictaluridae. The transcript is spliced from 4 exons.
UCUUGACUCACAAAAGGGAGCAGUGCCAGCAGAACACGCCCUCGCUCGCCACCGUGUCACUGGCGUCCAGCAACACUUACACGCCUGUACCCUCGGUCAGCGCCGUGCCACAACCUCCGGCCAACAGACAGGUGUCGACGUACAUCACGGUGCCGCCGGCUCCUCUCACACACACCUUGGUGCAGGGGAACGUUCUGGUGAGCGACGAGGUUCUCAUGUCGGCCAUCUCGGCGUUCACGUCCAUGGACACCCCAGUCACGGCCAUGCAGGCUUCCUCUCAGAGUAAUUUGAGCCUGCCCAGUGCAGCAUCAUACCUGCAGCACCAACCACAGGCCUCUCAGCCCCUCCCACUGGCCCAGGCUCCACCCCUUUCUGCACAGGUUCCCACCAGUAUCAACAGCCCAAUAGUGCAGGUGUACAGCACACUGCCCCCGAUGGCUGGAGGAGGAAACGCAGAGGUCCACACACUCGGCCUCCAACAGUUCCAGUCUGUUCAGGGUGGUGGUGGUCAGUGUGCGGACAGUCAGACUGCAGCCUUCAGCAGCGCUCCCGUUUACAGUUCGGCUAAACCGGCACAGAAGCUGAAGAGCUGCAGCAGCACCGUGACUCUGAGCGAGCUGAGCGAAUACGACAAGGUCAUCAUCCCCAAAAAGACCCGCAACUCCAAGAAAGGCCAGGAAGGUAAUGGAGAGCGCUUCGAACACCAUUUUUCAUUUCAUUUAAAGGAGCAGGUUGUCAUUUAUACAGCCUUUAAUUUGCCUAAAAUAUGCAGAGCUCAUUUCUGGGCCAGAAACAUCGGUACGAAAGGCUGGAUUCAGAUUCACUUAAUGGCAGAUUUAAAUCCCUGAAAGCGUCAAAAUAAAUACACAUCAUGCUUAAUACAUACGUGUCACAGGAAAUGGAGUUUAUAUUUAUUGAUUUAAAUUUUUUUUAUAUUCGUGUGUAAAAACCCACAAAAAGCAGUACGUUCUACAUGGCAUUCACUUUGUGUAAUAGCACUGUAACGUGUUUGUGUUGAAACAGAUUUCUUUAUGGAUAAUGUUUUGUUUCUCAGCAGGUCAAACAAAAGCCAAAGGUCAGAAGCUUAAGUGCAGUUUCUGUGACGAGGUUACUCAGGAUAAAGAGAACACAUCCAGCGAGCAAGAGCACGGUCCGAGUAAAAGUCGAGCGU